Molecule: messenger RNA, 576 nt
Organism: Pneumocystis murina B123
Lineage: Eukaryota; Fungi; Ascomycota; Pneumocystomycetes; Pneumocystales; Pneumocystaceae
Exons: 4
Coding region: 1-576 (191 amino acids)
Source: RefSeq, a predicted model, not a curated record
AUGCCUCAGGAAUUGAUACAAUCUACGCUUUCUGGAUUCCAAAUAGACCUGGAUUUGCAGUCUAUUUCUAGGAUUUGUGAGAGAUUAGAUACAAUAAGCAAAAAUAGAGAAAUAAAACAGCAAAAUAUUAAGACUAUUUCUAAAAAUCUUGAAAGACAACUAGAAAUUUCUAAAUCAUCGAUUCAAGCAUAUGAAAAUUCUCCAUCUAGGGCAGAACAUGCAUCAAUAAUCUUAGCAAUGGAUCGGGAUAAGUUUAGUCUUGCAAAAAAUAUCAAUGAGCUUGAAUCAUCAAUUCAUACAUUGGAUACGACGUAUUUAAGGUUGAAGGAGGAGUUGGAAGAGCUAGAAUCGGAAGAUAUUAUGAAAGAUAAUUAUGAAAUGACAGAUGAUUCUACAUUACUUCGUCUCAAAAUUUAUCGUACAUUGGGGAUUGAUUUACAUGAAGAUGAAGCAGGUAAUUAUGUUAAGGCGAUUAUACGAAAUAAGAACAAUAAUGAUAUGCAUGUGGUUAAUAUUGAGCCGAGAUAUAGUAGCUUUUUUUAUUCUAAUUAUCUUUGGGAUUUGAUUUCAACAUAA